AUGGUUAGAAAGAGUAUCUCGUUCGAGUCGCAAGGACUAAAGUGUGCUGCCUACUUAUAUCUUCCAGACACCGAAGAAAAGAGACCUGUUAUCGUCAUGGCUCAUGGCCUUGGAGGGAUCAGAGAAAUGCGAUUGGAUUCUUUUGCAGAGGAGUUUUGUAAAGUUGGCUAUGCUUGUGUUCUCUUUGACUAUAGAUAUUUUGGUGCAUCUGAGGGUACUCCCAGGCAGUUAUUGGACAUCGAAAGUCAGAUCCAGGACUGGAAGGCGGCAAUAGACUACGCCAGGCACUAUUUGGAGGUGGACCACGAAAAGGUGAUAAUUUGGGGAUCGUCUUUCUCUGGUGGCCACGUCAUUCGUUUGGCUUCAGAAGAUAAGAACAUUUUCGCAGCCAUGUCACAGUGUCCAUUCACUGAUGGGUUUGCAUCGGCAGCUACCAGCAAUUUAUUUACUUCGGUGAAGUUGGGUGCCCUUGCUAUUGCGGAUUUGGUGGGAUCCAAGUUCGGUAGAGACCCGAUCUACGUUCCUUUGGCUGGUGAGCCUUCUCUGACUGCGUUCAUGACUGCACCCGAUUGUCUUCAGGGUUACCUUAAUUUGGUUCCAGACAACGAAGACAAAGCUAAGUUUGAGAACAAAUGUGCUGCACGGUUAGCACUUCAAUUAUCAACUGCAUUCCCAGGGAAGCGGGCUAAAGAUGUCGAAUGUCCGAUACUUGAUGUGUAUGUGACAAUGAUACUCUUGCACCAGCAGAGACCACCAUUGCACAUGUCAAAAAGGCGAAGAAAGUUGUGGUGA
Sungouiella intermedia is the source of this 792-nucleotide messenger RNA. The record is from the annotation of a GenBank genome assembly. NCBI's taxonomy places the organism in Eukaryota, Fungi, Ascomycota, Pichiomycetes, Serinales, Metschnikowiaceae.